AUGGCAAAAUAUAAAUUAGGAAAUUGGGCAGCAAUGAUUGGUAUGGCUGCAUGUUGGAUUUUAAUUGCAGGUGGUAUCAUGGGAUUAUGGUACCCAAGACAAUAUAUUGCUAUUUAUUCAAUUUGUGUCGGAGGUGUUUUAUAUCCAUUAUUAUACCCAAUCAAAUUUUUGGGCCCAUUAAAAGCUAUUUUUCAUCAAUACUAUGUCGCUGCAGCAUUAACAGGAGGACUUAGUGUUUUAUGUUAUUUCUUAUUACCAACUGUUAUAGGAGGAAUUGCAUUGGAUUUAAGUGCAAUUGUAUUUUUAUGGGCAGCAAUUAGAGGCGAAAAGGGUGAUUACUUUGAUAAAAAUGAUUAG
Messenger RNA from Dictyostelium purpureum, 357 nucleotides. RefSeq lists its product as uncharacterized. The coding region runs from base 1 to 357 and encodes 118 amino acids. Gene Ontology annotation, biological process: superoxide anion generation. The record is from RefSeq and is a predicted model, not a curated record. Gene Ontology annotation, cellular component: NADPH oxidase complex. Gene Ontology annotation, molecular function: heme binding. Lineage: Eukaryota; Evosea; Eumycetozoa; Dictyosteliales; Dictyosteliaceae. The transcript is spliced from 3 exons.